UACAUACAUACAUUCAACCGUGCGCAUGUGUGCGUUGUAAGAUCAAACUACAUAGUAUUGACGUUGACAAUUUCCAGUUGAUAUUUGGUAGAAAUCUAAGGAAACGACUGUUGGGGGUGUUUCCCAAAAUAUUAAUCACGCAUUCCACAAUUUUAGUAAGUCGAUAUGGAUGCAUUUGGUGACAACUUUGUCAUUGAAGGAGAAGUGGAUCCUGUGGCAGAAUUUGUAGCAAGAGAACAGGAUCAAUUAGCAGGACUUGAAGAUGAAAUUCCACCAGUUUCUAUCUCUACUCCUUCAGCAGGAUCAAAUGCAAAUGAUAUUUUACCUGAAAAUUUUGGCAAUUUAAAAGUUGGCCCAGGUGGUGAUGCUGAAGGUAGCUUUGAAAUAAUAGAUGCUGUUGGACAACCUAAUGAAACACAAUCCCCACCAACUAUGGAAAUUGCAUCCAAGCCGCCACCUGUAAAAGAGGAGCCUGAAAAAAUACGGAAAUGGAGAGAAGAACAAAAGGCUAGAUUAGAGGAAAAAGAUGCAGAAGAAGAAAAAAAGAAAGAAGAAUGGAGGGAGGCUGCAAGGAAAGAGUUAGAAGAAUGGUAUAAACAUCAUGCAGAAACUAUUAGUAAAACAAAAACCACGAACAGGGAAUCAGCCAAGAACGCCGAGAAACAAUUCGUUGCAGAAGCCGAUGAAGUGGAGCCAGGAACGGAAUGGGAACGCAUUGCAAAGCUUUGCGAUUUUAAUCCAAAAUCUUCACGCACCUCUAAAGAUGUUUCCCGGAUGCGUUCAAUCAUCUUACAAUUAAAACAAACUCCACCUACCCCGGUCACUCUUUGAUCGAAUUAAGAACCGGAUUCAAGCAUAGAUAUACAGAAUAUCAAACGUAUUAAACGAAAGAACAGUGUACGCAGGUUACAAUAUCAUUGGAAACAAAGAUCGUAUUUGAUCAUGUCAUGCAAAAGAAUGUAAUAUUACUGUGAAUAAAGAUUAUUAAUAGCAAAUAUUGCCAUAAAUAUUAAAUUUGAAGGAUAUGUAAUAUAAUUAUUAAUUUGUUGAAAAUAAAACGAAAAAAUAAAUGUAAUAGUUUCAGACACGUUACAUGCAUAUA
Messenger RNA from Megalopta genalis, 1102 nucleotides. It is a transcript of the gene Clc, whose product is annotated as clathrin light chain. Gene Ontology annotation, molecular function: structural molecule activity; clathrin heavy chain binding. Lineage: Eukaryota; Metazoa; Arthropoda; Insecta; Hymenoptera; Halictidae. The record is from RefSeq and is a predicted model, not a curated record. Gene Ontology annotation, biological process: intracellular protein transport; clathrin-dependent endocytosis. Gene Ontology annotation, cellular component: plasma membrane; clathrin coat of coated pit; synaptic vesicle membrane.